This is a messenger RNA of Camelina sativa (false flax), 992 nucleotides long. Its product is annotated as membrane-anchored ubiquitin-fold protein 1. Gene Ontology annotation, molecular function: protein binding. The record is from RefSeq and is a predicted model, not a curated record. NCBI's taxonomy places the organism in Eukaryota, Viridiplantae, Streptophyta, Magnoliopsida, Brassicales, Brassicaceae.
AAACAAAUAGAAGAAUCGUCUUGGUUUCAUAUACAAUAUGCUUUGAGAGAAGAGAAGAGAAGAGAGAGAGAUGGGCAAUUUGAUAGGCGCAUAGAUGGGAAGAAUCUCAGAUAAAAAUGGAAGCUUUGACCGCCAUUGAUUCUUCUCAUCAACCACAACACUCACGACAUCAUCUCUUGUUGUUGAUCUCUUCUAUUUCUUCUUCUCUCUGAUGCGUGUUCUUGAUUCAUCGGCUCUCAGAUCAGUCACAGAGCCCCCAAAUAGGAUACAGAGCGAACAAGGUCCUGUUUGGGAUUUGGUCCAUAGAGAAACUGUCAAGCGUCUUUUGAGAUUUUGUUUUGUGGUUUGAGGGAAAGUUUUUGUGGGCUUGUUUGUUGGUUUGGUUGGUUGGUUCUUGGAUAGAUGGCAGAAGUAUAUAAUCAACUAGAGAUCAAGUUUCGUUUAACCGAUGGUUCUGAUAUCGGUCCUAAAGCAUUCCCUGAUGCUACAACUGUUUCGGCAUUGAAGGAAACUGUUAUCUCUGAAUGGCCAAGAGAGAAAGAGAAUGGGCCGAGAACAGUGAAAGAGGUGAAGUUGAUAAGCGCAGGGAAGGUAUUGGAGAACAACAAGACGGUUAAAGAUUACCGAAGUCCAGUCUCUAAUCUCGUAGGCGCAGUCACCACAAUGCACGUUAUCAUCCAACCUCCCGUUACUGAAAAAGAAAAGAAGCCUAAAGGUGACCCGAAGAUGAACAAAUGCGUCUGUGCAGUCAUGUAAGAGAGUAGCAAAAUCUCAAGAGAGAGUCAGAUUUCUGGUCCUUUUAAGUUUGGUCCCUGAUGUGGUUGGUAUAGAUUGUUUACUAAUACAGAUACGAAAUUAAAAGAGUAUUGAACCAUUUUUUUUUAGAUAAGUAUAAAUCAAAAGCUCUUCUCUAGCUUGUUGCAAAAGUAAAUUAUAGUGUAGUAAUGAUUCAGAUCCUCUUUAAGACACAAGAAGACUCUGUUUUAGCUAUA